Durusdinium trenchii is the source of this 1512-nucleotide messenger RNA. Lineage: Eukaryota; Dinophyceae; Suessiales; Symbiodiniaceae. The record is from the annotation of a GenBank genome assembly.
AAGACCUCACAUGUUUUGGCUCAAGAUGUGAAACUCUGGAGUGCCCAGGGCGGUGCAGGCGUUGCCGCAGCGGCAUAGGUGCCAUAAUUAGUUGCAAAGAAGCCGCCCUUACCUUUGCCGAUGUCUUUUGAGGCCUAUUUUCCACUGUGCUUCAGCUUCUUUGGUCUAGGAGAGCGGCUACAACUGCGCACCUUGUCGCGGCGGAUGUGUCAAGAGGCUGGCCGCUGCGAUGUCUCCGGCGGAGCGGCGCUGGGCCGCGUGGCGGAGCGAGGCAUGGCCGACCUAUGCCAACGGCUGGUGCGUAUGGGCGCAAGCGUGAAUGCUGCCAGCCGACAGGACCUAUCCCCGCAUCUCGAUGCCUGUUGUGGAAAUCUGGAUGCUUUGUUGGGCAGCCUUUCGAGGCCCCAAUCCGAAAGAUUCGAGCAGGAUGACUUGACACCUUUGAUGUACGCGGUCUUCGGAGGUCAGCUGGAGACACUCGAACUGUUGCUGCAAAGCAAGGCAGAAGUCAACCAUCAGAACAAUACCAAGUGUACAGCACUGAUGCUGGCUGCAGAUUUGGGUCACACAUCCUCCCUCAAGCGCUUGCUCACUGCACGUGCUGAUGUGAGCCUGCAGGCAUCCGACUCUACCACUGCGCUCACGAAUGCUGCGCAGAAGGGCCACCAGGAAGUGGUGGAAGAGCUUCUGUGUGUCGGUCAGGAGCAAGCAUCUUUGGCCGAUGCCUUGUGGUGGGCGGCCGAAUAUGGCCAUGCCAGCAUCGUGGAACGGCUUUUCCAUUACAAAGUGGAUCCCAAUCUUGCCGGAGAGGAUGGCUCUGGCCCUGCCGGCGGAAAAGCCUUGCGGAUCGCAGCUCACAAGAACAAUGGCGAGGUGAUCUCUGCCCUCCUGGCAGGCAAUGUGGAUGUGAACGCCACCUCUGCCAAUGGCUUUGGGGCGCUCGCGGUCGCAUGCCAGUACGGAUCACAACGAGUGGCGCAAGACUUGUUGGCAAAUGCUGCAGAUGUGAAUGCUCGUGCCCCUAAUGGAUGGACGCCCUUGAUGAUUGCUUCAACUUUUGGACAUUCCCUCGUGGUGGAGCACUUGCUGAUCUUUCUGGCAAAUGUGCACAUGAGGGAUCGAGAGGGCAAUACUCCAUUGCUAUUGGCAGCACAAUCUGGGCACAUACGCAUUUUGCAAGCCCUGUUGCAGCAGAAUGCCCAGGCCCCAUUCUUCAAGGUGACGCGUUGUGUCCCCCCUUGCGCCUAUCCUUUGCGCACAGGUCAAUGCCGCUGGGCAGUGCGGGUGGACCGCCUUGAACUUGGCCGCCAGCUUCGGGCACCUGGCGGCGUGCCAACUGCUUCUGAGUCACAAGGCGGACGCCCAGGUGCCCGAUGAAGCCCAAGAGACACCAGAGAUGGCGGCACUUGCGGGUGGUCAUACGGAAAUUGUCGCAUUGUUGCGAGAUGCCACGCAAGUUGCCAAAGCAGACAAUUGACAUAUAGCAUGACAAAACGCACUUGAUUCAAGAAC